Molecule: messenger RNA, 947 nt
Organism: Arabidopsis arenosa
Lineage: Eukaryota; Viridiplantae; Streptophyta; Magnoliopsida; Brassicales; Brassicaceae
Source: the annotation of a GenBank genome assembly
CAACUUCAACAUUUCAAAAGUAAACAAACCAAACUACAAUAAUACAUGACGGAAGAGUUUGAGAUCGCCGGAAUCUCCACCGGAGCUUGGUGGAGUUCACCAACAAACACCGCCACAAUAUUCUCUGGCUACUCGCUGCCACGUUCCACUGAGAUUAGCCUUGAUGUCACAAAUUUCGGAUGGCAAAACUUCGAUAACAAGAUUAACGAUCCUAAUGAUGGUUUUAUUAACAUGCAUAAUAGUUUCUUUGAAGGAUUAUUCGAUCCUAACGAGCAAUUACUACCGGAUUCUUGGCCGAAGAUUACAGUUCCUAAUGCGAAAUCCGAGCUCCUUGAAAGCUUCCCAUUCUUAGAUAACAUGUUCUUGAUCGAUACAGAAGCUGAAUCAUUCUUGGAUCAAGAAAUCAGAAACCAUAACUCUAAGGAGCAGAUUACACAAGAGUGCAAGAAUUUUACUUCAAAGGCACAAUUAGAAGAGAACAGCGACGAAUAUUCACCGCGAUUACUAAAAAGACAGAGACUCGAAACACUAUCUCCAUUGCCAAGCUUCAAAGUUCGUAAGGAAAAACUCGGAGAUAGAAUCACUGCGCUUCAGCAACUGGUUUCACCAUUUGGCAAGACAGAUACAGCUUCUGUUCUCAAUGAAGCUGUAGAGUACAUAAAGUUUCUUCAAGAACAAGUCACUGUAUUGAGUAAUCCAGACGAGAACACCAUAGGAUCUGUUCAACAACAGCAGUGUUCAGACAAGAAAUCUAUGAAUACUCAAGAAGAAGAAGAAGAAUGUAGUCCAAGAACACAUGUAGAUCUCGCAAGCCGUGGACUAUGUCUAAUGCCGAUCUCAGCUUCAUAUCCGGUGGCUGCAGCCGCGGCUUCGGCUGCAGAGAUGAACGUACAUCUGAUUUCUGGAAUCUUCCAUUCUGUGUAAACUUAUAAAUUAGAUAUAUACAU